AUGGUGUCCACCACUUGGGCGCACCCUCACCACUCCCUUCUCUCCUCUGAGAUGGUUGAUUUUAUUAACAAGGCUAACACUACCUGGACGGCCACAAAGAAUUUCCAGAAUAUCGAUUCCACCUAUGUCAAACAGCUGUGUGGCACCAUACUGAAUGGACCCAAGCUACCAGAGGUGCUUCAUAAUAUUGAAGGCAAUAAACUUCCUGACAGCUUUGACGCACGCAAACAGUGGCCCAACUGUGCCACAAUCCAACAGAUCAGAGAUCAAGGCUCCUGUGGGUCCUGUUGGGCCUUUGGGGCAGCUGAGGCAAUAUCUGACAGGUUAUGUAUCCAAAGUGGUGGUAAGAUCUCUGUGGAGAUCUCCGCUGAAGAUCUGCUGGCCUGCUGUGAUGAAUGCGGCAUGGGCUGUUUUGGUGGCUUUCCGUCUGCUGCUUGGGAAUUCUGGGCAAAGAAAGGGCUUGUCACAGGAGGCUUGUAUGACUCUAAAGUUGGCUGCCUACCCUACACCAUCGCCCCCUGUGAGCAUCAUGUGAAUGGAAGUCGUCCUCCGUGUGGGAGUUCAGAGACUCCUAAGUGUGUGCAGCAGUGCAUUGAUGGAUACUCACCAUCAUAUGAGAAGGACAAACACUUUGGCAGACGCACAUACGGCGUCCCGUCGGACCCGGAUCAGAUCAUGACGGAGCUGUACAAGAACGGGCCUGUGGAGGCAGCUUUCACUGUUUAUGAAGAUUUUCUGCUGUAUAAGAGUGGUGUGUAUCAGCAUGUGACAGGGGAUAUGCUGGGCGGUCACGCCAUUAAGAUCUUGGGCUGGGGUGAUGAGAACGGGACACCCUAUUGGCUGGCUGCAAACUCCUGGAAUACUGACUGGGGAGAUGAAGGUUUCUUCAAAAUCAAGCGUGGAAAUGACGAAUGUGAUAUUGAGUCAGAAGUGGUUGCAGGAAUCCCGCUCAACUAG
Messenger RNA from Neolamprologus brichardi, 957 nucleotides. It is a transcript of the gene ctsbb, whose product is annotated as cathepsin Bb. The record is from RefSeq and is a predicted model, not a curated record. Lineage: Eukaryota; Metazoa; Chordata; Actinopteri; Cichliformes; Cichlidae. Gene Ontology annotation, biological process: proteolysis; regulation of catalytic activity. Gene Ontology annotation, molecular function: cysteine-type endopeptidase activity.